AUGAAAAAGAAUUCGCGCAGGAUGAAAAAAGAGAAAGGAGACUAUAAAAGGCUUCCAGUAUCUCAGAAGAAAAAUCCUUUCACUGGACGUGUAGGGGAAAGAGCAAACAACAUGAAAAGGGGGUAUAACGUCAGCUUAAACGAUAUAGAACGCCAGCCUGCCAAACAGCCGAAACUCGCACACAUCAAGAAUGCCAACUCAAGCGCCGAGGCUCAAGUAAACAUAAACCGCAGUGUGAACGUGAAUAACUCUAAUGGUUCAAAUUCAAACGCCAAUCAAACUGUAAAGGCAAGCACCCCUUACACACCAAACACGACCACAUGCAUCACCAGCACCGCAAACGCAAACACCAUCUCUUCCAUUAACACAACCUCGAGCACAACCAGCACUGCAAACACAUGCAUCAUCCUCACAGUAAACGCGACAACGAACACAAACCUGGCCCAGCAAAACAAAAAAGAUGAUGAAGUAGAAUUUUUAAAGAUCUCUCACAGAAGCGCCCCAAAGGCCGGUAAAUUCCAUCUCUCGGAACAGGACAUUAGCACCAUUUCAACUGGAGACUGGCUCACCGACCAUAUUGUAGGUGCAGCUCAGUCUGUUCUGAGGGAACAGUUCCCUCACGCAAGAGGAUUGGAAAAUACAACUUUGGGGCCUAUUUUUAAUUUUUCUGUUCAAAAGGGCCAAUUUUCACAAAUCCUGAAUACUGGCAGCCAUCAUUGGGUGUUGGUAUCUACUGUAGGAUGCUACACUCCUGCAGUUUAUCUGUACGACAGCCUGUUUUCGGGAAGAAUUGCAGCCCUCGUGCAGAAACAGAUUGCAUCAAUUAUAUACGAGGAAGGAACCAGUUUUAAGGUCAUUGUACCAAAUGUGCAACACCAGAACAAUUCCGAUGACUAUGGAGUUUAUGCUAUUGCUUUUCUGGUUUCGCUACUACAUGGCCUCAAUCCUUCUAAUCUGACAUUUGACAGGAAGCUGAUAAGACAACAUCUUUUAAAGAGCCUGGAGAGUGGAUCAUUCGACCCCUUUCCCCUCUCUAAAGUACCCAAGUGUCGAGACAGGAGGCCACUUUUUGUUCAAGAGGUCUCGGUAAUGUGCGAGUGUAGAAUGCCGAGGGAAGAGUCAGACUCGAAGUCUCCUUCUCGUUGUGUGAAAUGUUGUAGCUGCAAGGAGUUUUUUCACAGGAAAUGCAUUUCAACAAUUAUUUUGGAAGAUUCAAGUGCAAACUGGCGUUGUCCAAACUGCGAA
Messenger RNA from Pocillopora meandrina, 1245 nucleotides. The record is from the annotation of a GenBank genome assembly. NCBI's taxonomy places the organism in Eukaryota, Metazoa, Cnidaria, Anthozoa, Scleractinia, Pocilloporidae.